AUGAAAAUAUUCUUAUUAAUAUUAUUUGUUAUUAGUUCUGGACAGACAUUCUUAUAAGACUUUCAUAAUUGGGUUUAAGAAAAUUAAGACUUAUUGGAUGGAUUUGUAGAAGAAUCAAAAAACCCGAUUGAUGCUUUUUAGCUGUAAUCAGUUCAAUUAAAUGGAAAAUAAUUUAUUUCUUUAACAAACGGAUGGUUAAGUUAAGAAACUUUUGAUAGUAGUUAUACUAAGCAAUACUUUACAAUAAUUACAUCCAAAUUGGCUCUUUUGGCAGUGGAUGUUAGAGAAAAUAUUAAAUUUGUGAUUGAUAAAGAAUAAACUAAUCCUCAAGUUGUAAUGUUUGAAUAAGAGAAUUAUAGAGGAAUGAAUAUUAAAACGAAUAGUUAAAAUAGAUUAGUAAUAUAUCCAAGAGUAAAUGAAGUAGUAUCAUAAAAGUAACAGGAGAACGAUCAAUUAAUCGAAUUCUCAAACAUAGAAUAAGAGUAAUUUCUUAUAUAUAUUAUUUAUGGAACAGAAACAGAUCUUAGAGAUGCUUAGAAUUUAUUCAACUUCAUCACUGAAUUCAUUGAAUUGAUAGAAUCAAAAUAACCUCCUAAAUAUAAGUAAUGCAAACCUAAAAGUGCAAACAAAAAAAAAUCAACAAAAUCAGGAUCAAAAUAAUCUCAAAAAAAACCUUAAUAAAGUGGCAAAGCUGGAUAAUCAAGAGGAAGCUUAAAGGAUAAAGAUAGUAAUGAGAAAUUAAAAUAAUCUUCAUAAAAGGAUCAUUAACAAUAAAAAGGAGAUGAUUUUAAUAAGAAAAUUGAAGAUCUAGAUGAUUCUGGAUUAUAAUAGAAUGGAUCAGAAUUAAAUAAUAAUGAUUAAUUAAGAGAUUAGGAAAAAGGUAAAGGAAAGGGAGAUAAUGAAUCAGGAACAGGUGCGGAUAAUGAUGGAUUAGGAACAGAUGGAUAAAAUAGUAACAAGGCAGGAGACGGACUGAAUGAUAAUAAUGGUGAUGACAAUUAAUAAGGAACAUCUAAUGGGGGAAAUGGAAAAACAGAUGGAGCAAAUGAUGGUAAAGGAGAUGGUUCUGAUAAUGGUAAAGGGGAUAAUGGAAAUGGAGAUGGAUCAAAUGCAGGAAAUAAGAAUGGUACAGAUGGAGAUGGAAAAGGAGAUGGCUAAAGCGGAGAUGGAAAAGGAGAUGGCUAAGGUGGAGAUGGCUAAGGUGGAGAUGGUUCAAAUGGUGAAGGAGAUGGAUAAGGUGGAGAUGGUUCAAAUGGAAAAGGAGAUGGUAAUGGUGGAGAUGGAGAUAGCACAGGAGGAGAUGUUGAUGGCACAGGAGUAGAUGGAGAUGGCACAGGAAAAGAUGGAGAUGGAAUUAAUUCAAAUAAAGGAGAUGGUUCUGAUAAUGGAUCAGAUAAUUCAUAAGGUAAUGAUAAUGGAAAUGAUGAUGGAUCAUAGAAUAAUCAAAAUGAUAAUGAUGGCAGUAAUGGUAAUGCAGAUUAGAAUAAUAAUAACGAUUAGAAUUUACAGGAUGAUAAUGAUGAUAAAAACUCAAAGUGUGUUAAUUUGUAUUCUGAAUGUUAUUUCAGCGGAGAUAGCAUUGAGUUAUGUGGUAGUCAUGCCGAGAUAACAGAUAAGCUCUAGAAUUUUAAAAUUAAAUCAAUAGAAAUGGAUGAUGGCAUUGAAGUUUCCUUCUUUGGAGAGAGCCAUUUUGAAAAUCAGGUCAUAACCAUAACUGAUGAUGUAGAAUGUUUAGAUAUCCCAAUAAUAUUGAGUCCAACAGACAUUGAAGAAUUGAUUCAGAUUUUAAAAUGA
Paramecium tetraurelia is the source of this 1794-nucleotide messenger RNA. RefSeq lists its product as uncharacterized. The transcript has a single exon. Lineage: Eukaryota; Ciliophora; Oligohymenophorea; Peniculida; Parameciidae. The record is from RefSeq and is a predicted model, not a curated record.